AUGUAUAAAAUUAUCUAUUAUGUUCGUGGAACGAAACCAUGUAAUAUUAUUCAUAACAUAUUUAGUUUGUUAGAAAAAGGUCAUAGAAAUAACAUUACAGAAGAUGAUAUGUGGGACUUGGAAUCAGCCUUUCAAUGUAAACCAAAUAAUAAAAUAUUUAAACAACAUUUCACAGAAGAGACCUUAAAAGACCGAUGGAAUUCAACGCAGAAUAUACUGCGAGGUCCAACGUCUAUUGCCUUGCUGAAGUCAUUUCGACUGGACUGGUGUAAAAUGGUUUUAUAUAGACUUGGACAUCUUGUAGUAUCCUGGUUUGCACACACCUACCUAUUAAGGUUAUUGAUAGAGAAUAUCGGCAGUAAUGGAGGAUAUCUAUAUGCCCUAGUCAUGGCCCUGGUGGUAUUUAUUGUAUAUCAGAUAAAUAACGUGUUUUUUAAUCAUGCACUUCAUACUCAACACACCAUAGAACAUAAAGUAACAACUGUUAUAUAUUCUUCACUCUAUGACAAGUCCUUAAAGAUUCCAGUUGAAGUUAGAAAGAAUUAUUCUGUCGGAGAAAUCUCCAAUCUUUUAGCAUCUGAUGUUGAAAACGUAGCUUUUCAAUCACCACAGUUUAUUUUCCUUGGUCUCAGUUUUCUACACAUACCUGUAGCUUGUUACUUUCUCUUUCAACACCUGGGUAUAUCAGCCCUAACUGGGGUUAUUGCCCUUCUGUGUUGUGUUCCCGCAAGUACGUAUACGUGUAUGCAACUCAGAGAACUUCAAGACAAAAAGAAUGAAUAUAAAGAUAAGAAAAUGGAGGUUUUAAAUGAUAUGUUGAAUGGAAUUAAGGUCGUUAAAUUGAAUGCAUGGGAAACAUAUUUCUGUGAAAAAUUAACUUCAGCACGAGAAAAUGAAUUGCAAGUUCUUCAGAAUGACUGUUUUUAUAGAAGUGUAAAUUGCUUCUUCUGGAAUGCUGCUCCCUUUUUAGUAUCUCUGUUUAUGUUUGCUACACACGUUUAUUUAAAUGGGACUGUGAGCCUGGAUGCUAAGACUAUAUUUAUAGCUAUCGGUAUGGUCUCGGAGUUAAAGUAUGGCAUCAACGAAUUUCCCGAAUCUAUUUAUUGCUUAGUGAAGAUCACAAGCAGUCUGCGUCGUAUCCAGAAUUUCUUAUUUGAGAAAGAAUUGCCGGAAUCUCAGAACGAAGACAAUUCCAUCGUUAACGAGGGUGAAAUUGUCUUCAAGAAUUGUAAGUACCAAUGGGAAGAUGGUGCACCAGUCAUCAGCAUAGAUAAUAUUAACAUCCGAAAUGGAAGUCUUGUGGCAAUAAUUGGUAGAGUUGGAGCUGGAAAAUCAACAUUUCUCUCAUCCAUUCUUGGUGAAGUACCAAAUUUAGAUGGCAAAUUUUAUUCCAAGGGAUCUAUAUCUUACGUUCCACAACAAGCGUGGAUACAGAACGCUACAUUAAAGAACAAUAUAUUGUUUGGUCAAGAUCUGAAUGAAGAAAAAUACCAAAAUGUGAUUGAAUCUUGUUGUUUAAAAACUGAUUUACAAAUUUUACCAGCCGGUGAUCAAACUGAAAUUGGGGAAAAGGGUAUUAAUCUAAGCGGUGGUCAGAAACAACGAGUAUGUCUAGCUAGAAGUUUAUAUACUGAUGCUGAUAUUUAUUUAUUUGAUGAUCCACUCAGUGCUGUAGAUAGUCAUGUCGGUCAACAUUUAUUUAAAAGUAUUUUCAGUAACAAUUCACCUCUUAAAUCAAAGACUCGUCUGUUAGUAACACAUAAUUUAAGUUAUUUGGAUCAAGUUGAUACCAUAUUAUUAGUUUCUGAUAAUUCCGUGCAGAAAGUUAACUUCAGUGACAUUUCUCAUCUUAUAACUUCAAACGGUCAUGGCCUUAAACUUAAGGAGGACACAGAAUCAUCUCAAUCAGUGGCAGAAGGAACAAAUAAAAAGAGGUUGUUGAGUAAACAGACUAGUUCACAAGAUGGUAAAUUUAUAGAAGAGGAGUCUAUCCAUGGCAAGGUACAAUGGUCAGUAUACAAAGGUUAUUUUGAAACAAUUGGGAAAUCACAAGUUAUAUUAGUGGCUGUAUUAUUUUUUUCACAUCACCUGCUACAUCUCUUAGCUAACAUCUGGUUAACAAAGUGGACCGAUCAAUUAGACAAUUUACAGACAUUUUCCAAUACUACUGGAGACGUCAUACAAGAAAUAAAUAUUUAUUUCAUCUCAUAUUAUGGUGGAUAUGGGGUUAGCAUAGUAUGUGUUUUAAUAUUAAUGUGUGCAGCCAUUAAUAGAUCUAUAUUACAAUCUGCCAGAGUCACACAUCAUAAAUUAGUUACAAGUGUUCUCCGGUCACCCAUGUCAUUUUUUGAAACAACACCAAUCGGACGUAUCAAUUCCCGCUUUGAUCUGGAAUGUAUUGAUAAUGAGAUACCCCAAUCUUUAUUGUGCUUCCUUGAAUCAUCUUCGUGUACUUUAAUGGCAAUUAUCACCAUGUGUUAUGGUUCGAAAGAAAUCUUGUUAAUAUUCAUACCAAUGACUGGUUUAUAUUUAUGGGUUCAGCAAUACUACAUCAAUACAGCAAGUCAGUUUCGACGAAUGAUGACAAGCACUCAUUCAGCUAUUACCAGUUUUUUCAAUGAAACAUUGAUGGGGACUGAGGUUAUAAGAGCAUUCCAUGUACAAGAACGAUUUAAAAAUCAAUUUGGUUUAAAAUGUGACAAAAAUUUCAAUUCACAUUAUCAUAAACAUUUAGCCAACAGAUGGCUAGACAUUUAUCUUACUCUCAUCUGUACUGUAGUAUCUUCCGUCGCCAUCUUUAUUUUCAUGACAGCAUUUUCAUCCGUUACUUCCGGUGUCAUGGGUUUAGCCAUGGUAUUUAUUGGUGAAUUUGCUGGUAACUUUGUUUGGUUUGUGAUUAUCUGUAGUGUUGUUGAUAAUGAAAUAAUUAAAGUUGAAAGAAUCCUAGAGUUUAUAAAUUCACCCAAUGAGGCUGAUUGGGAAAAGGGUCCUGUGGUUAUUCCAAAAUCAUGGCCACCAAAAGGAGAAAUCCAGGUGAAGAAUCUGUGUGUUUCUUAUAGAAAAGACGAAAACAUUUUACAUAAUGUUUCAUUUCUAAUAAAUACAAAUGAGAAGGUUGGAGUUGUUGGACGAACUGGGGCUGGAAAAUCAUCUCUAAUGUUAUCAUUGUUUCGAUUGGUUGAACCUGUCCAAGGAUCAAUUUUUAUAGAUGAUGUUGAUAUAGGUCAAAUUGGUUUACAUCAACUUAGAUCUAAAAUUUCUAUAAUUCCACAAGACCCUAUUUUAUUUAUUGGUAGUAUAAGAAUGAAUCUUGACCCCACGGACCAGUACACAGAUGAUGAGAUAUGGACAGUUUUAAAACAGACACAUUUAUAUGAUACCAUUAAAGCCUUACCCAACGGUUUACUGUCACCGUGCGGGGAAGGGGGUAAUAAAUUUAGUGCGGGGGAAAGACAACUACUAUGUUUAGCAAGAAGUUUAUUAAGAAAAUGUAAAAUAUUAAUAUUAGAUGAAGCAACGGCUGCAGUAGAUAUGAAAACAGACGAUUUAAUACAAGAAACGUUACGAUGUGAAUUUAAACACUGCACUGUAUUAACAAUAGCUCAUCGUAUUAAUACAGUUUUAGAUUAUGAUAGAAUAAUGGUACUGGAUAAAGGCCGUAUCGCAGAAAUAGACACACCAAAAAAACUUUUACAAGACACAACUGGAAUAUUUUAUAACUUGGUUAAGGCAUCAAAUAUCCACGCUCCAUCAUGAUAUUUGUUUUGUUUGUUGCCUCUGUUUAUUAAAACUUGAUAAAAGAAAUGUCAAGGAACAUGUUUACAUUGACACUACAAAAAUAAAUUAUUGUUAU
Lottia gigantea (owl limpet) is the source of this 3853-nucleotide messenger RNA. RefSeq lists its product as hypothetical. Gene Ontology annotation, biological process: transmembrane transport. The record is from RefSeq and is a predicted model, not a curated record. Bases 1 to 3756 code for a protein of 1251 amino acids. The transcript is spliced from 25 exons. Gene Ontology annotation, cellular component: membrane. Lineage: Eukaryota; Metazoa; Mollusca; Gastropoda; Lottiidae. Gene Ontology annotation, molecular function: ABC-type transporter activity; ATP hydrolysis activity; ATP binding.